This is a messenger RNA of Sclerotinia trifoliorum, 2428 nucleotides long. The record is from the annotation of a GenBank genome assembly. NCBI's taxonomy places the organism in Eukaryota, Fungi, Ascomycota, Leotiomycetes, Helotiales, Sclerotiniaceae.
UCACUCUUUCGGAAAUCCAAAUAGUCAAAACUCACCUCAUAAUGGCGUAAGCCGAGGCCAAGAGGAUCGUCCAAGCUUGAGCUAACCUACACCACAGCUUCCAGUCAUCGAUUUGCUCAUUGUGACAAUCAAUCGCUUUAUAACAAACUUGUUUUGCGAAGAGUCCUCAUUUCGAAACGAUAGAUUUUACUGUUUGCGCUUCUACCAGAUUUCUUGAUUCAUUCCUUGCAGUUCGUGUUGUUCCAAAACUCACCAAUGCCCUCACAUCUAGCAUAGCUAUCUACACAAAUCCAGGCCCAUCACUCACCAAAUCAUGGCGCCCACAACCCAUACUCCUCUCCUUCGAUCCUCCUCACCGUCAUCCUCCCUACGAUCCCCAUCCGAAUCUUCCUCUGUCUUUCGCUACCAAAAGGCUCGAAAACAAAAUAUGAUCCGCUACACAUCCUACGCAUCCGCCAUCCUCUCAUGUCUCUGCGCCGGUUCCAUCACCGCUUAUUCGCUGUAUGGACAUUUAUUCCAAUCGCGUUUGCAUUAUACGCAAUUGCAAGUUAAUAUUGUUAUUAUUGCUGCGGAAUUGGCUAUGUAUCUACCAGUGCCCGUGUUUGGGUAUCUUUGCGAUCGAGUUGGUCCUGCGCCUUUGUCUCUAGGCGCGGGUAUUAUGUUUGGUGCUGGGUAUGGAUUGGCUGCACUUACAUAUAAGAGUGGAGGGAAGGAUAUAGAGGGUUAUGUGACGGAGAGGGGGUGGCCUAUCAUUUGGAUGGUGGUUGCGUUUAUGAUUAUUGGCAUGGCGACGACGUGUAUGUAUAUUAGUGCGGUGACGGCUUGCGCUAAGAAUUUUGGGAAAUCGAAAUAUAGGGGUUUGGCACUCGCUUGUCCCAUUGCGGCAUUUGGGUUGAGUGGGAUGUGGCAGAGUCAGGUAGGGGAGAAGAUAUUAUAUGAAAGGGGAAGAGGCGGUCAGAGAGGAGAUGUGGAUGUGGAAAGGUUCUUUUGGUUUUUGGCUAUUACGCUUUUUGUGGUGGGGUUUAUUGGGUGUGGGUUGUUGAAGAUUGUGGAUGAGGAGGAAUUGAUCGAGGAAGCUGUUGAGGAGUUGGAGAGGAGUGGGUUACUUGGGGAGGGCGAGGGAUAUACCGGGAGAGGAUAUGGCACUUUAGAUGGAGAAGAACGGAGUGAUGUGGAUGAAGAAGAUGAAGAAGCUAGGAAGAAAACUUGGUUAUUGAACGAGGAAACAAGGAGAUUCUUGAAAGAUCAUACAAUGUGGUGGUUAGCCAUUGGAUUUUUUUUCGUCUCGGGGCCUGGCGAAUCUUUCAUCACGAAUCUAGGCACGAUUAUUGGCACUCUUCAUCCACCUACUAUUCACAAUCCCACUUCAGCAGCAACACAUGUUUCGGUUGUAGCACUUACAUCGACCAUCGCUCGUAUCCUCUUCGGCACUCUCACUGAUGUCUUGGCCCCGGUUCCAACAACCCAUCAUUUUGGAUCUCUUUCUAACUCCCUCGCUUCUCUUCCACCACAAUCUACAACCCGUUUCACAAUAUCCCGUGUAUCUUUCCUUAUCCUCUCCGCCAUCUUCAUCCUAUUAGGUGAUGUCAUCCUCGCCUCAGGGUUUUGUCAAAAUCACGCGGACCGCUUUUGGAUCAUCUCCACUCUGAUCGGUUCCGGUUAUGGCGCCUUAUUUUCCCUGACUCCACUAAUCGUAACGGUAAUCUGGGGUGUAGAGAACUUUGGUACGAAUUGGGGAAUUGUAGCAAUGGUUCCAGCGCUAGGUGCUACUAUAUGGGGCGUGGUUUAUAGUCAGGUGUACCAGAGAGUUGCUGAGGGCCUAUGGAAGGAAUUUAUUGGUGAUGGAGUACUUUGUUGGGGACAAAGUUGUUACGAAGGAACGUUUUGGGGAAUGGCGGGUAGUGUGGGUGUUGGAAUUGCAUUUUGGGUUUGGGCUUGGAAGGGUAGGGAUGGUUGGAGUGAGAGGGGCGUUGUGGUGUAGAGUGUUUAUAAGAUGGUUUUGCGGUGUAGUGUGUAGGUAUGUGAAGGAGGAAUGUAGAUGAGAGUCUUUGUAUAAGCGUUUAGAGUUAUGCUCGUGGCAUUAAGAGCUUGGUAUUCGCAUUGGUAUUGGUAUUAACAUUGGCAUAUUGAGAAAGGAAAUGAGAAAUUGUACAUGGUGCGCAUGCAUUUUGUUGGCGUAUGGGUUUGGUUGGUUCUUGGGAUUAGUAUUAGUUUCAACGGAUAUCAUGUGGUUUGGUUGGGUUUGAUUAGUUUGGGUCAUCAGUUAGUUUGUAUGUAUUUUGAUCAUGGCUUUCUUGGAUUGGUAUUGAUUCGAUUGGAUGGUUUCUGGAGCUUGUUCUUAGGGGAUGUUUGUUGUGUUUUAUAAUUCAAGUAUAGCAUGAAGUUGAUGGAUAAUAGAUAAUAACGAUAUUUCAUUUUCAGAGUGAUA